CUUUUUUGACAAAAAAGAGUUUGACAGCUUACAGCUACUGUUGCUGUAUGAUGCGAUUUGUUGAAUUUUAGUUAAAAAAACACUAAUUGGAAUGGGGUAAUCACAAUUAAAACAAUGGAUAACUUCUACUGCCGCUUCUGCGCCGAGCUUAAGAGCUCUGAAAAGCUCCUUAACUUUCAGGACGACUCGGAAAAACACGACGAAAUAGUAUUAAAACUUGCGUUUGUUAAUGCUGUGUAUGUGAACGUAACAAACACUGAUACAUUGCCGAAAACUGUUUGUUUGGUAUGCUACAACAAUCUGAACAAAGCCUACGAGUUCCUGGACGGCGUGAAGCGCGCACAAGACGUAUUAAGCAACAUAUUCACCGAAUCGACAACAGACGACAACAAAUGCGAUGUCUCCGAUGACGAUAGAUGCACAACUUUUGACGAUUUCCUUUGCAAUGAGGACUCUUCUACAGUCAAAUUGGAAGAGACCAAGUAUGAGGAACCGCCCCAAAUAGAUAUAAGUUUGGAAGUUAAGCAUGAGAUGAAGGAAGAGCCUGAAUUGGAUGAUCAGGCGUACGAUGACUCUUUGAACGUGCAGGCAAUACUUGACGCCGCUAUAUGCAAUGCCUCCUUCAGCGCCAACGUCACUAUAUUCGCUAAAGAGCUCUCAGACUUGAGUAAAAAGGUUGUAAAGUCAUGGAAAGAUUAUCCGUGGGUGUGUGGCUAUUGUAAUAUUGAGUUUUUAAACAUAGAUAUGCUAAGGUCCCACUGUAAGGUGGUGCACGGGAAGUGUUCUGCGUUUAUGUGCAUAGAUUGCAAAGCUGGAAGGAAUGAGGAGUUCACCAGCUUCGUUAAACAUGUUCGGAAACAUAGGAAGAUAUUGAGGAACCAUUGCUACUACUGCGACCUGGAAACAGACAAAACGGAGAAACUCACAGCUCACAUAAAGGAACACUUCGUCAAAUCCGAACUACCAUGUCCACUCUGCGGCGAAAUACUUAAAAACGAGGAUUCACUUAAAAUACACUUACAAGACUAUAAUAUAACUAAACAGAAACGCAGACCGAGAAGGAAACCUGGGACCCCGAUCACCAUUGAAGAUCUAACCUGUGGAUUAUGUAAGAAGGUAUAUAAAAACCCUAACAGUCUCCGAGAUCACAUGAAGUUACAUACGAUAGACCGUAAGAGAAACUACACCUGUGACCGAUGUGGCAAAAUGUUUUACAACAAAGGUACACUGACAUCUCACAUCCUGUCUCAUGAUAAAAACCGUCCACACGUAUGUAGAAUUUGUAAUAAGUCGUUUUUGUACCCAAAUAUGUUACGGAGACACGUUGAGAUGCAUUCUGGAGUGAAACCAUUCUCCUGCGAACAGUGCGGUAGAUGCUUUAGGCUUCAAUAUCAGUUAAAUGCCCAUAAAAUCAUUCACACUGACUCAAUGCCUUACGUAUGUUCAUAUUGCAACAAAGCGUUUAGAUUUAAGCAGAUUUUAAAGAAUCAUGAACGACAGCAUACCGGUGCAAAGCCCUAUUGUUGUCAGCAAUGCGGUAUGGAGUUCACAAACUGGUCUAAUUAUAAUAAGCAUAUGAAGCGGAGACAUAAUACGGACACUUCGAAGAAGAAGAUCACUCCGGAAGGUGUAUUUCCUAUCAAUCCGGAGACUGGUCAGAUAAUGCAGGUCCAAGAUCCGGUUGGUACCGAGGAGUGGAAGAGUAAGAUCAUGAUCCCGGGGAAGAGAGGGAAGAAAAAGGUUAUAAAACAUGAGGAUAUUUAGCUAGUACUACGGUUUCAGUUUAUAUAUGAUAGUCGAAAAGUAACUUUAAGAUGAAGGUUAUAACGAACAUUUUGCAAUGGUUGUCUUUAUUAACUUGCGCCAUUUUUUUUAUGGAUUUUUUUUUUCUCGUUAAUUAUUUUAAAGAACACAUUAAAUCAAGUUUUCUAAGUCAAAGCCAAAGUACUUAACUACUUUUGAAACGUCAACAAAGAAAGAAAUAAACAUUAGUCUGUCAGUCUGUCCGUCAGUGGAGCUAGGCGCUCGUUUCAAAGUGGUGUAGCUUCGAAUGAAGAAGAAAGAGCAAGAAACUCCAUUAGUUACUCUUAAAAAAAAUCUACAUUCUGUCAUAAUACUUCAAUAGAUUUCCAUUUCCAAUCUUAUUUUUAUGUUUAUAGAGUUGAAAUUAUAUUGAAAAAUGAUUAAAAGCCAAUUGAGCACAUUGCUACUGCAAAUAGCAACUUAUUACUGUGAAAAUAAGGUUUAUAAUCACUGCCAAUUCAUGCCUGUUGUUAAUGUAUUGUUAAUAGGAAAUGUACUUAUUUUAUCGUUAUGUAUAUGUUUGUUAUAAGUAUAUAAUGUACUCAAACACUGCUGGGCUGUAUAUGAAUGGAUUUUCAGUCUUAUGCUUUUGUGAUAAGAUUGAAAAUGAAAGUUCAGAUAUAGGUACUUAUUUCUGUCUUAAAAAAAAAGUGAGAAGUUGUAUAGAAUUAAAAAAAUCACAAAAUGUACUUAUGUAAAGAUUAUUUAUGUUUCCUCAAUCCUUAUAUUGUAUUUUUAAUAAAAUUUCAGACAUUGGUACUUAUUUCUGUUUGAAAAAAGUGGGAAGUUGUAUAAAAUUAAAAAAAUCACAAAAUGUACUUACGUAAAGAUUAUGUUUCAUCAAUCCUUGUAUUUAAUUUUUUUUAAGUUGUUGAUGGUACUUAGAACAAGCUCCGAAUACGUCCAAUUCUCCUCAAAUCCCCAAAAGGUCAAUAACGAACUUGUAACUCCUCUGGUGUUGCGGGUGCGCUCGGUUGAGCCACUUAAAAACACGUUUUUUAUGGAAUAAGCCGGUAAACGAGCAGCGGAUCACCUGUUGGUAAGCAAUCCCCGCUGCCCAUCGACACUUGUAACACCAGAGUCGAUACAAGUGCGUUGCCGGCCUUUUGAGGGUUAGGAAUUUAAGGGUUGUUGGGGAAUCGGGGAUUAGGAAGUGAGAUAAUUGGGCCACUUAAUGAAUCCACUGUAAAAUAAUGAUAGUUUAAUAGUAUUAUUACUUAAAUUAAAGUGAUUUAUUUAUGUCAUAGUUUGUACAAUAAUAGCCAUGUAAGUCGCACAGCUUUGCAGUAAGAAAUGCAAUAUUAUAUUAUAUUUUACUAUGAAAAUAAUUAACUAGUGUAAAGCACACGAUUCUGUGAAUAAAUGAGUUUAGUUACUUAAA
This is a messenger RNA of Spodoptera frugiperda (fall armyworm), 3184 nucleotides long. Its product is annotated as gastrula zinc finger protein XlCGF26.1. Gene Ontology annotation, cellular component: nucleus; chromosome. NCBI's taxonomy places the organism in Eukaryota, Metazoa, Arthropoda, Insecta, Lepidoptera, Noctuidae. Bases 115 to 1764 code for a protein of 549 amino acids. The transcript is spliced from 2 exons. Gene Ontology annotation, biological process: regulation of transcription by RNA polymerase II. The record is from RefSeq and is a predicted model, not a curated record. Gene Ontology annotation, molecular function: zinc ion binding; chromatin insulator sequence binding.